This is a messenger RNA of Mirounga angustirostris (Northern elephant seal), 11801 nucleotides long. It is a transcript of the gene TRIM52, whose product is annotated as tripartite motif containing 52. Gene Ontology annotation, biological process: protein ubiquitination. Gene Ontology annotation, molecular function: zinc ion binding; ubiquitin protein ligase activity. The transcript has 3 exons. Gene Ontology annotation, cellular component: nuclear body. The record is from RefSeq and is a predicted model, not a curated record. The coding region runs from base 8098 to 9189 and encodes 363 amino acids. Lineage: Eukaryota; Metazoa; Chordata; Mammalia; Carnivora; Phocidae.
CGAGGGCCAGAUUUGACAACCCCUGUGCAACCUAGCCAAUGCUAGACUGCCUCUCUAGUACCUCUGACAGAUGCUCCCAGUGUCGGUGUAACAAGAGCUUGCCUCAUCACCAUAAACUGGCAUUUAAUGAUCUGCAACUGGGAGGAGGGAAGCAAGAUGGCGGAGGAGUAGGCGACCUUGUUUCCACUGGUCCCCGGAAUUGAGCUGGAUAUCUACCAAACCAUCCUGAACACCCACGAAACCAGCCUGAGAUGUAAGAAGAUACAUCUGGAUCUCUACAAGCAGAAAAACGCCACCAGGCGCGAGAGGCACAAAGGGCAGAGACGGGCCGGGGCCCCUGGGUCGACCUCUGUGAAGGUUGCUGUGAGCGUGCACCGUGGGGAGGCUGCGGUUGUCACCGGCGCUUACAGAAACGGAGACUGUGUGUUCUGGAGGGUUCAGAGAAGAGCAGACGGAUUUCUCUGCUCCGGGACAGAGGUUUGGGUGCAGCCAUUUUUGCUCUGACCCCCAGAAGAGGCGGAAGAGGCGCUGAAAGCCACCAGAGAACAAAAGCUCAAAAACUCAAAAAACCGGUUUCCAAGGAGCCCAUUCCCCCUCCACCACCACCCAGGCAACUCUGACCAAGCCGGGUUGCCUGAGAAACAGCGCGGCAGGCCCCUCCCCCAGAAGAUAGGCUGGAAGAACAAGAGGGUAACAACCCGAGGGGCCCCAUAAAAACUGUAAAACCCCAACACCAGGGGAAAAUAGUAUAUUGAGCUCCAGGCAUUGCCUCAUGGCUUGUGAAUUUUUCAGAUACAACUCUCUUUUUCUUUUUAUUCUUUCUCUUACGCUUCUUCUGUUUUUUUUUUUCUUUUUACCUUUUUCUCAUUUCAGCUAGAUGUUCAACAUAUCAACUUAUAUUUCAUAGUAGCUUUUUAACUUGUACUUUCUCACACCUACAUUUUUUUACAGAUAUAUGCUUUAGUGUAGUCCUUUCCCCAUUCAAUAUUACCUUUAUAUAUAUACCAGUUUUACUUUCCCUGGAUUUCUGGGAAGUAGUGUCCUCUAACAAACAGAACAAAAUACACCCAAGAAGAACUGAAACAUCCUACUUUGCCCACACUGAGAGAUUAUAGCCCCCCUUCUCUUCACCCCCUUUUUAAAAUUUAUAAUUUAAAAUUUUUUUUAAUUUUAUAAAUUUUAUUCUUGGGUUUCAUUUUGGCUUUGUUUUUUCAGUGGUGGCUUCCGACCACUCCAGAUUUUCCUAGGGUGCAUCUUGCCUGGGUCGUGGUUGGUAUUUUGGACUCUGUACAUUCCCUCAACCAUCCCUCAACAGAAUGACUAGGAGGAGGAAAUCCCAACAAAGAAAAGAACCAGAGACAAUGGCCUCUGCCACUGAGCUAACAGAUAUGGAUAUAAGAAAGAUGUCAGACAUAGAAUUCAGGGUAGCACUUAUGAAAUCAUUAGCUAGGCUUGAAAAAAACAUUUGUGACAAUAUAGAAUCUCUAAGGGCAGAAAUGAGAUCUAAUUGCACUGAACUUAAAAAUGCUAUGAAAGGGAAGUGGUCUAAACUGGAUACUCUUAACAGCUAGGGCAAAUGAGAAAGAAGAACGAAUUAAUGAUCUAGAAGAUAAGCUGAUAGAAAGGAAGGAAGUCAAGGAUAGGGGUAAACAACUAGAAGCCCAUGAGAUCAGUGACACCAUGAGAUGUUCCAAAGUCAGAAUUAUUGGGAUCCCUGAGGGGGUGGAGAGAGAGAGAGGACUAGAAGGUAUACUUGAGCAAAUCAUAGCUGAGAACUUCCCUAAUCUGGGGAAGGAAACAAGUAUUCAUGUCCAAGAGGCAGAGAGGACCCUUCCCAAGACCAAUAAAAAUAGACCAAUGCCCCGGUAUAUAAUAGUAAAACUUGCUAAUCUUAGAGCCAAGGCAGCUAUCCUGAGAGCAGCUAGGGGGAAGAGAUUUCUUACCUACGGAGGGAGGAACAUCAGAAUAAUGUCAACAGAGACCUGGCAAGCCAGAAAGGGCUGGUAAGACAUAAUCAGGGUACUAAAUGAGAAGAACAUGCAACCAAGAAAACUUUAUCCAGUAAGGCUGUUAUUCAGAACGGAUGGAGAGACAAAGAGCUUCCAGGACAGGCAGAAACUGAAAGAAUAUGUAACCACCAAGCCAGCCCUGCAAGAAAUAAUAAAGGGGGAUUCUAUAAAAGUAGAAAGACCCCAAGAGUAACAUAGACCAGAAAUUUACAAUCUAUAGAAAUGGGCUUUACAGGCAAUAUGAUGGCACUAAAUUCAUAUCUUUCAGUAGUUACUCUCAACAUGAACAGCCUAAAUGCUCCCAUGAAAUGGCACAGGGUUGCAGAUUGGAUACAAAGACAGGACCCAUCCACAUGCAGUCUACAAGAGACUUAUUUGGAACCUAAAGACACCUCCAGAUUGAAAGUGAGGGGAUGGAGAACCAUUUAUCAUGCCAAUAGACCUCAAAAGAAAGCUGGGGUAGCAAUUCUCAUAUCAGACAAAUUAGAUUUUAUUUUAUUUUUUAAAGAUUUUAUUUAUUUAUUUGAGAGAGAGAGCACAAGAGGGAGGAGCGGGAAAGGGAGAAGCAGACUCCCUGCUGAGCAGGUAGCCCGAUGCGGGACUCGAUCCCUGGACUCCAGGAUCAUGACCUGAGCCGAAGGCAGUCGCUUAACCAACUGAGCCACCCAGGCGCCCAGACAAAUUAGAUUUUAAACCAAAGAUUGUAGUAAGAGAUGUAGAGGGACACUAUAUCAUACUUAAAGGGUCUAUUCAACAAGAAAAUCUAAAAGUUGUAAAUAUCUGUACCCUCAACAUGGAGCAGCCAACUACAUAAGCCAGAUGUUAACCAAAAUAAAGCAACAUAUUGAUAAUAAUACAUUUAAUAGUAGGAGAUCCUAACAUUCCACUCUCAGCAAUGGACAGAUCAUCUAAGCAGAAGAUCAACAAAGAAACAAGAGCUUUGAAGGACACAUUGGACCAGAUGGACUUCGUAGAUAUAUGCAGAACAUUCCACCCUAAAACAACAGAAUGCUAAUUCUUCUCGAGCAUACUUUCUCUGGAAUAGACCACAUACUGGGUCACAAAUCAGGCCUCAACUGAUACCAAAAGAUUGAGAUUAUUCCCUGCGUGUUAUCAGAGCACAAUGCCUUGAAACUGGAACUCAAUCACAAAAAAAUUUGGAAGGAAUUCAAACAUGUGGAAAUUAAAAAGCAUCCUACCAAAGAAUGAUUGGGUCAACCAGGAAAUUAAGGAAGAACUUAAACAAUUCAUGGAAACUAAUGAGAAUGUAAACACAUCGGUCCAAAACCUAUGGGAUACUGCAAAGGUGGUCCUUUCAGCAAUGUGGCAGAAUACAAAAUCAAAACCACAAUGAGAUACCACCUUACACCAGUUAGAAUGGCAAAAAUCAACAAGACGGGAAACAACAAAUGUUGGAGAGGAUGUGGAGAAAGGGGAACCCUCUUACACUUGGUGGGAAUGCAAGCUGGUACAACCACUCAGGAAAACAGGAUGGAGGUUCCUCAAGAAGUUAAAAAUAGAGCUACCCUAGACCCAGCAAUUGCACUACUAGGUAUUUACCCCAAAGACACAGAUGUAGUGAAAAGGAGGAGUACAUGCACUCCAAUGUUCAUAGCAGCAAUGUCCACAAUAGCCAAACUGUGGAAAGAGCCAAGAUGCCCUUCAACAGACGAAUGGAUAAAGAAGAUGUGGUUCAUAUAUUCAGUGGAAUAUUACUCAGCCAUCAGAAGAGUGAAUACCUACCAUUUGCAUCAACACGGAUGGAACUGGAGGGGGUUAUGCUCAGUGAAAUAAGUCAGUCAGAGAAAGACAAUUAUCAUAUGGUUUCACUCAUAUGUGGAAUAUAAGGAAUAGCACAGAGGACCAUAGGGGAAGGGAUUGAAAAUUGAAGGGGGAGAAAUCAGAGAGGGAGAUGAAACAUAAGAGACUAUGGACUCCGGGAAACAAACAGGGUUUCAGAGGGGAGGCGGGUGGGGGGAUUGGGUCGCUGGGUGGUGGGUAUUGAGGGCACAUGUUGGGAUGAACACUGGGUGUUAUACACAACUAAUGAAUCAUUGAACACUACAUCAAAAACUAAUGAUGUAUUAUACGGUGGCUAAUUGAACAUAAUUUAAAAAAAUGAAGGGGCACCUGGGUGGCUCAGAUGGUUAAGCGUCUGCCUUCGGCUCAGGUCAUGAUCCCAGGGUCCUGGGACUGAGCCCCACGUCUGGCUCCCUGCUCAGCGGGGGGCCUGCUUCUCCCCUUUCCUCUACUUCUCCCCCUGCUCGUAUUCUCUCUCUCUCUCUCUGUAUCUCUGUAUCUCGAAUGAAUUAAAAAAAAGAAGAAAAAAAAUUAUCUGCACCUGAAUCCUUUUAUUUAUUUAUUUAUUUAUUUGAGAGAGAGAGAGCACAUGAGAGGGGGGAGGGUCAGAGGGAGAAGCAGACUCCCCACCGAGCAGGGAGCCCGAUGCGGGACUCGAUCCAGGGACUCCAGGAUCAUGACCUGAGCUGAAGGCAGUCGCUCAACCAACUGAGCCACCCAGGUGCCCCUGCACCUGAACUCUUGUGCGGGCUUCUCCAGCCUAAAAAAGCUGAUGUGAGUGGUGCCUGGCUGGCUUGGUGGGAAGAGCAUGCAACUCUUGAUCUUGGGGUUGUGGGUUCAAGCCCCACCUUGGGUGUAGAGAUUACUUAAAAUCUUAGGGAAAAAAAAAAAAAAGCUGAUGUGAGUUUCCAUGGAUACGUUUUCUGCAAGUCCUGUGAAAAAUACACCAGCAGCUACCACCAUUGCUAAGCUCCAGCCUGUGAGUACCCCCCACCGCUGCCAUUUUCCCAAUGCCCUGAGAAAGUGGCCUGAUGCCCUGGGUGUGCCAGGUCACCUGUUCUGACAACCCACAGCUCCAAGUUGGAUUCAAGAGACAGCUAGCAGUCCUGCAAAUAGGAGCAUGCCUUUUUGCAGGGAUGCCAGGCUUGCAAGGGGGCUUAAAACCAAGCCUCUCUUCUAACCCGGAAAGAGAGGCUUUACAACAACCUGAGGGAAUAUGAAAGAAGCCCCUUCCAGCUGGCACUUGGAUAUGAGGAACGGUAAUUUAGAGAAGAUAAAAGAAAUAGGUAUUAAAGAUUCUUAUACACCUAGGUAUUCUUCAGAAUGGGUAUCCAUUAUAUGCUCCUUUUAAGUCUUACCAGUUCCUCCAAGAUGCUCCCUCUAGCCUUCUCUCACCCUCUUCUCCCUGUACAUGUUCCCCCUUGCUCUUUUCCUUCAGCUCUCCUCCUUCCUUCCUGGGUUCAGUACACCCCCCCCAACGGCAAGCAAGAAUUUGCUUUUGAGCAGCCCCCUCUUCCCUUGUUCUGCUCCCCAGCUGCUGCUGUGUAAGGUAGAACCUGCAUUCAGAGAUGGGUGAGUAUUCCAGCCCUGAAACACAGUUCCACUUCUUGUUGCUCAGAUUUUCCCUCAUGGCUCCUCAGGCUCAGUCAGGACCUCUGGGAAGUGUCCCAGAUUGCAUACUGGGAAUUUGUUAGUUUCCUAACAAACACUCCCAGUAGGUGCCCUACUGUAGGCAUGUCAAGGCUGGGUUUCAACUCCCUCCCUCUCCAAACAUAAGGCUCUCAGAACCACUAAACGACAGAUGGUGGGCUACUUUUCACCAGACUGUCCCAAUCUCUUGAUCCUAUUCAAAGAGGAAGAGAACAGGAGAUGGGGUGAGUUUCUUCUAUGGCUUGUCUACUACAGGAAAGGAAUAUAAUGGUAGGUAAUGGGGAUAACCCCAUUGGGCACCGUUCUAAUUACGGAUGUCAAUAAUUGGAAUUGGAAUACCAACUUCACAACAACCCUAAUGUGUGUGCCACUAUCAUCUUUAUUUUGCAGAUGGGGAUAUGGCAGCACAGUUGUUAAGAAACUAAUCCAAGGUCACUCAGAAAGUGACAGAUUUGGGGUGCUAAAACAGCCUGGGACCAGCCUCGUGGAAGAAUCUCCUUCAGAUUAUGCCUAGGCAGAGACCUGGAUAAUUAGGGAGUUAUAUCUGGGUGAAGCAGUGAGACAAAAGCCGUUUAGGUGGGAGAAUAUGCCCAAAGACAUAGAGGCAACAGCCUGGCAUGUGUGUGUCAGACUUCCAUUUCAGGCAGAUGGUUCUGCUGGCUGCAGGAUGGACUGAAAUGAGUGCACAUGACCCUUUAGGAAACUUUUUGUCCAGCCAGAACCUGAUGGGGUCAGAUCUAGGAUGGCAGGAACAGAGACAGAGAAGGUGGCCUAGAUUUGAGGAAAUAAAAAUCAGCAGGACUUGAUGGUUGCAAUUUGUUGGGUUUGUUCAUUAUUUACUCAGCAGAUAUGUAAGAAGUACUUGCUAUAUGUCCAUCAGCACUAUGAUAGAGAAGCUGCAUGUACAAUGUUAACAGCACAUUUACCAUCCUUGCUCUGUAGAACCUACGAUUCAAGUUUGGGCCCAGAGAAGGAGAGGAGGGAUUCCAGGGUGCCUUGAAGAUUCCAUUAGGGCAGGUGGUGUUCCUCAAACCAAACAGUGACCAAUUAAUGAGGGGUUCAAUCAUACCAGUGGAUCUUGAACAGCAUCUUACUUAGGGAAAAUAGAACAGAACAUAUCAGGGUGCCUUGAAUGCCAUAAGGGAAAUUCUGUUUCUGUUAUAUAUGUACAAGUCUGUAUUGGAUUAACAUGUGCAGUGCAUUUCUUAGUGAGGGUCGAGUAAACCUUGUAAAACCUUGGGUUAUGGAAAACCACACACUUAGAACUCUGAACUCCUUGAAGGGAUUGAUCAUGCCUUACAUUUUUGUUCCUGUAAAGUGGAUGGAUAAAUGGAUGGGUUAUGUAUGUAUAUGAUGGAUGGAAUUAAAAUGAAUGGGUAGCUGGGUGGAUGAAUGGAUGCAUGCAUGCGUGCAUAGAUAGGUAAGUGGACGGUGAAUGGAAGCAUUAUCAAUGAAGGCAAAAAAGAUCUACAGAAGUCAGUGUAGGGCAUGCUGAGUCUGAGGUAUCUAAGUGGUCGCAGGACAGUGCUGAUGGACAUAGAAGUAAAAGUCGCGGGAGAGAUCAGGGCUAGGAGGCCGAGGCUCUGCAGGCAGCACUAAAGGAGUUAACUGGGGGCGCCUGGGUGGCUCAGUCGGUUAAGCGGCUGCCUUCAGCUCGGGUCGUGAUCCCAGGGUCCUGCUGAGCAGGGAGCCUGCUUCUGCCUCUCCCUCUGCUUAUACUCUCUCGCUUGCACUCUGUCUCUCAAAUAAAUAAAUAUAAAAAUAAAGGGGUUAACCGUUUUGAGGAGAAAAGUUGGGAGGCACGCGAGCCCCCACGCGAGAUCCUUAGCCCUCACAGCAACUCCGCGCCACCGCAAGCCCCACCUCGCUGCGUUUCUGCAGCGCACGCCCCCGCCCCCGAGCGCAGCCUCUGAGAAGACGUUCUCACUACCACAAAGGUCUCCGGCUAGAAGGGCCGGAAGUGCACCAGAGCUCGAGCUUGGCCGCCGCACUCCCCCCCGUUUUGGGUCAGUUCCUGCGUACCGGCUCCGGUGAGACCGCCGAAUCUCAUGUAUCUGGCUAACUGGAGCGGCGGUAAGCCGCUCAAUGGCUUAAAUUGAUUCUUUCCACCUCUACUUAUUCUCACUAGUCUUUUCUUCUUCGGGCUGGCUGCAUGGCCGGCCGGGCUCCCAGCUGUGGCGUCCCCUGGGGCAUCAUAGAGAAUGUGGUCCUCCGUCGGCUCAGUCUACCCCUUCCCGAGUGUGGGUUAGAGCGCCUGCGUCAUUUUCUGUCGCCUCGGGCUGGGUGAGGAGUGUCGACACCUGAGGAGGACGCCGCUGGAUCGGGUAAACCCGGAGGGAAGCAAGAAACGUCAGGAUCUGGGUUUGCAAGUUGAGCCUCAAAGGAAAGUGAAGGCUGCAGCCUGGUUCAGCCCCCGCUGCCCUUGGAGGGCGGCUGAGUCUGGACCGCGGGCUUUCGCGCCUUGAGCUGGAAAAAGCCUGAGGGAAGGGAGGAAGGCAUCUCUGCGGGCCUGAGGAGGAAGAGCAGGGUUGAGAACAGCCUUGGGUCACAAGCGUAGCUUGGAGGCAGGCCCGCAAAGCAGUCCCCCAGCUCCUCAGCUCCGAGCUGAGGCAUCCACACACACAGACUGCGCAUUAAAAUGGCUGGCUAUGCCACUAUUCCUAACCCCAUGCAGACCCUUCAGGAGGAAGCGGUUUGUGCCAUCUGCCUGGAUUACUUCAAGGAUCCUGUGUCCAUAGGCUGCGGGCACAACUUCUGCCGAGGGUGUGUGACCCAGCUGUGGGGCAAAGAUGAGGAAGACAGGGAAGAGGAGGAAGAUGAAUGGGAGGACGACGAUGUGGAGGGGGCCAUCGGUGGAUGGGACAACUCUAUUCGAGAGGUUUUGUACCAGGGCAAUGCUGAUGAGGAGGUGUUCCAGGACCAAGAUGAUGAACUCUGGGUUGGUGACGGUGGCGUCAGAAAUUGGGACAACGUGGACCAGGAGGAAGAGGAGGAGGAAGACCGGGACUAUUACCUGGGAGGCUUGAGACAUGACCUGAGAAUUGACGUCUACCCAGAAGAGGAGAUAAUGGAAGAAUACGAUGAGGACGACCAAGAGCUGUAUCCUGACACCCACCUGCCUCCUCCGGCCCCUCCACGUCAGUUCACCUGUCCCCAGUGCCGAAAGAGCUUUACACGUCGCAGCUUUCGUCCCAACUUGCAGCUGGCCAACAUGGUCCAGAUAAUUCGCCAAAUGUGCCCCACUCCUUAUCGAGGAAGCUGGGGGAAUGACCAGGGCAUCUGCUCCAAACACCAGGAAGCCCUGAAGCUCUUCUGUGAGGUGGACAAAGAGGCCAUCUGUGUGGUGUGCAGAGAAUCCAGGAGCCACAAACAGCACAGUGUGGUGCCAUUGGAGGAGGUGGUGCAGGAGUACAAGGUUCAGCUGUUGACUGCUGUAUCACAAGUCAGACUGUUUAAACUUGCUCCUCGCUACUCCUGUGGCUGUACCUGGGACCUCAUCUUUACACAGACUUGCUACACAUCUGAAAUCCUCAUCUCCAGUUGCACUAUGACCUUAGCUCUUAGCCUUCUAGUGCAGUCAAACACACUCCAGUUAUACCUGCCCUUCAGUUUUAUGGAGGCCACAGUUCCACUGACUCCUAAUUUUUUUCCUUCCCAAUUUAAUAGACACUUGCUAGCCUUAAUUAUUAUCCCACUGAGCCUGGACCUUAUGAGUAGUCGGGACUUUUAAGAACUGAUCCACACUGUAGCCUAGAUCUAUGUUUCUCAACCUCAGCACUAUUGACAUUUUGAGUAAGAUAAUUAUUUUCGGGGGAGGGGGGCUGUCCUGUGCACUGUAGGAUGCCUAGCAGCAUCCCGGGACUCUACCCACCAGAUGUAAGUAGCACUCCCCCACCAGCUGUGAAAACCACACAUAUCUCCCAACAUUUCCAAAUGUCUUGUGGAGAGGGGUGAGAGAAACAAAAUCAUCCGUGGUUGAGAACCAUUGGUCUCUACUCAGGGAAAGUGGUCAAAUCCACAGAUGUGCCAUUACCAGCUUUACAUAUGUCCUAUAGCCAGUGACUGACCUACAUGUUUAAAAGUGUUGAAUGGAAGAAUAGCUCCACCUAGCUAGAACCUUAUUAAACGCAGUCUUAGUGGAUUAAUUGAUACGACUCAUACUUCUCCCAGCUCUUGGCAGGCAGGUGGCAGAGUCAGCAGACCUUUUUUUAAACCAGAGCUGCCUCUGUCACUGCCAUUUGGGAGAACAGGGGCUAUGACAGAUAAAGCAGUAUAUGAAAUGAAGAUCUAGAAAUGAUGAGUAAGGCAAUCACUUCAGCAAACAUCAGUUUCAGCAGAGCCAAUCACUUUGACAGUCAUUUUUUUUGCUUUGGUUUUUAAGUAUUAUGCAGAACUUAUAAAACCAGAACCUGUCUGUUCCUGUUGGUGUGUGUGGCCCUGGAAUCACACAUAUAACAUCAGCUCCUAAAGCACUUCCUUAAAACCUAGGUCUCCUGCCACUGGCCAUCAACCUCUGGCCCCUAUGCCAUGCCUCCAGAAAUCUUUAUAGGACCUAGAGUUCUAUGCUAUUCUCCACCCCCAAUCCCUGACCCCCCGCCCCCGAAAGUUAUCCUGUAAUAGUGAGGUUAUUACAUUUACCAACUGCUAAAAUAGGGUAACAAAUAGGGGGACAUAAGACAGCCUGCUGUACCAGGUCUAAAAGGACUUUGCAACAAUGGAAGUGUUCUCAAUCUGUGCUGUUUGAUGUAGUAGGUAUCAUUAGCUACCUUGAGCUUGAGCUCUUGAAAUGUGUCUAGUCCAACUCAGGAACUGAAUUUUUAAUUGUAUUUAAUUUUAAUUAAUUUGAAAUAGCCAUACAUGGCUAGUGGCUGUCAAAUCACAAUGAAUUGUACAGUUCCAUAGAAAUAAGACAGGUUGAAUUCUGGUCCUUUCUAGGACUCUCAGGAGUAGAAGCAAGUCCACAGGGAAGAUGAAAAAGAAGUGGGAACUCUCUUUUCCCAAUCAAGAGAGGUAGGCUCAAAGGUGGUAUUUUGGGGCAUAGAAGAAAAUAUUUAAAAGAAGGCCUUCUUGUAUUUUUUAAAAAUGUGACUAAAACAGUCUUGAACCAGUUCCACUUGUGAUUCAUGUGGAUCACAUGUGAGAAAUGUGAUAGAGGAGAACUCUAAUAGGAAGUAGCUAAAAAACAAACCGUUUUACCCUCUUCCCAAAAAAGAGCCGGGGCUGGGGCCUCAAAAUAGGAGGAAUAUAAGAAUAAAUAAGGUUUUAUUUGGUGCCUGACUUUUUGACAAUGGGAUGUGGGGCAAAACCUAGCAUUAAAGUAGGUAAGUGGGUUCUUCCCUUUCUCCUCUCACACCUAAAUCCUGACAGGGUGAUAAAGAAAUCAUGGAGUCCUAGAAGGGAAAGCAGUCUGUACUGGUAGUGAUAAUGAGAAAAGAGGAAGUGAGAGGUUUUCGGAAUAACGGGGCUGAAAAGGAGGAGACUGUGAGAACUAAAAGUGGUGACAAAUUUAACUUUUAAUGAUAUAGUCUUUGCCCACGAACCAUAGUCCUCAGAGGUACAGUCUGAGAACCCUGGGCAGGGGGAAAUAGCUCAUCUUGGCAUGUGAGAAGUUGGAGGAGGAGAUGUGACAGUAGACCAGCAAAGAAGGAAGGAAGAGUUACUACUCUUCUCCCCACCUCUAUCCCUCCCAAAGGAGGAAAAUGAGCUAGAAAUAGCCUUAAAAAACAGGAAGGGGCUUAUUCUUAUUCGUCCAUAGCUUAGGCCUUCCUAAUCUUUUACCCCAUCCUAAAGGACUCAGAUGCAGAGUUGGUCAGAGACUUCUGAUUGACAAUUCCACUUGGUACCAAGCAGGGCCCCACAAAAAUGAAGGACAAAGGUCACCUGGAAGAGGAUCACUGGAGGUCACACCCCCUUUCUGUCUGCAUUUCUUAAGCACAUAGAAUCCUCUCUCUCCCCCUCCAGCAGAGGAUGGAAUUUCUCAGCAAGCUCUGGUUAUUUAACCCAAGUAUGAGCAGGAAGGACUGUUUCCUCUUCAGCCUUCUUAUCUUGUGGUAAGUAGCCAGCCUCAAAGUUCCAUUUCAACAUAUUCUCCCAACCCUAGUUCUUAUCAAAUUCUCUUCCAGGUAAAAAGCUGAAAAAAAGGGCACCCUGGGUCACCUUUUGUUUCUCCCUACCACCUAAUGGUGUUCUAAAUCCUUUAACAAGCUAGAGGCUUGCCUUCUCCUAGCAUGUUUAUAAUUCUGCCUGGACUACAGUCCAGACCUGCCUGGGUCAUGCCCACUUCCACAACCUCUGACUGCAUAUCUGCUGAAGCACCUAGGGUCUGGGGAAUCCCACAGUCCA